Messenger RNA from Lineus longissimus, 1153 nucleotides. RefSeq names its product sushi, von Willebrand factor type A, EGF and pentraxin domain-containing protein 1-like. Bases 317 to 1153 code for a protein of 278 amino acids. NCBI's taxonomy places the organism in Eukaryota, Metazoa, Nemertea, Pilidiophora, Heteronemertea, Lineidae. The record is from RefSeq and is a predicted model, not a curated record. The transcript has 7 exons.
GCUGAAAGAGAGCCUGGUGGGAGAUGUGACGGUCUGGGAUUGUCUCUAUGGGUAUAGACAGGUUGGCGGCAGUGACGCGAGAGUCUGUAACAAAGAUGGAUCCUGGUCGGGAAAAGACAUCGUCUGUAGCCGUGUUGUCUGCCCAACUCCACCGGACAUCGCCGCUUCAUCUCUUGUCGAAGCAAACACUCAGAACUUCACAGAGGGCGACGUAGUCACAUACAAGUGUAGACAAUACUUUCGUCCUCGCGGGAAUAAUUCAGUAAAGUGUCUCAACAACGCCACUUGGUCCAGAACAGACUUCCGUUGUGAUGAGAUGAAGUGUCCGGACCAUCCUUACGUGCCCAACACGGAGAGGACGGGGAGUGCCGUCGCAAUAGGCUCAUUUGCCGAUUACGCAUGCGUCGAGGGAUAUCACCAGGCGACUCUGCAGUUGACAUGCCAAGAGGACGAGACGUGGUCAAAGCAUAACUUCACCUGUAUAAAGGAAGGAUGCCGAGCACCUCCUACAGAACCGCACGCAUCUGUCUCUGGAGGUGGUGGUGCAAUCGGGACGGAGCAUAAAUAUUCAUGCGAUGCGGGUUUCUGGAUAUCUGGGGAAAGAACCUCCAUAGUCUGUCAGGAGAAUGAGACGUGGUCCAAGGCCAAAUUCAAGUGUAAAGCGCUGAUUGACUGUCCGCAGCCUACUCCGAUUCAAUUCGCCACGUGGAUAGUGCCUGGCACCCUCAAGGCGGAAGAGAAGAAAUUGACGAGAUUCAAACCCAAGACGCGGGUCGAAUAUCGCUGCAAAUGGCAGCCGAAACCGGGCGAACUUAGUGGCGGAGGGCGGGACUAUGGCGAAGAGGACUGGGACAGACAGUCGGACACAGGGGGACAGUUGUGGACGGCCAGCCGAACAUGUCAGAAGGAUGGGAAGUGGACAGCUGUGAGCCGCGACCUGAAGUGCUGGCCACCGGCAAAGAAAUCUACCGUCUUGAAAUAUAAGAAAGGUUACGUUCGUCGUUUUGGCGACUGUACCGGAAGAGACCUCAAGCGCAUCUAUUUGGAAUCACACGACAGGAGGAGAUCAGACAAAUGUUUCGUCGAAUGCAGCCGAAUGACCGAAUGUAGGAGCUUCCUGUUUGUUGUCAUGACGAAAUACGGGACAAACUGA